Drosophila simulans is the source of this 1402-nucleotide messenger RNA. It is a transcript of the gene Mpcp1, whose product is annotated as phosphate carrier protein, mitochondrial. Gene Ontology annotation, cellular component: mitochondrial inner membrane. The transcript has 4 exons. Gene Ontology annotation, biological process: mitochondrial phosphate ion transmembrane transport. Gene Ontology annotation, molecular function: phosphate transmembrane transporter activity. Lineage: Eukaryota; Metazoa; Arthropoda; Insecta; Diptera; Drosophilidae. The record is from RefSeq and is a predicted model, not a curated record. Bases 166 to 1290 code for a protein of 374 amino acids.
AUUGCAGCCACUGCAUUUGGUUUUCUGGUCUGGCGCACGACGAACGUUGUUUUGGGUCCCAACAUUUCAGCCCAACAACGACUCUAUACUUCAACUAUAUCUCAACCCUAUCUGCACUUCACCUCCUUCGAUACCCCGCACUUUGAAGCACUUUUCUAAGGCAUCAUGUUUAAGUCCCUGUUCGAUGCCGCGCAGAACUCAACGUUCAAGUCGCCAUUCACCAGCGUCAACUGCCAGUCAGCCACGCCCACUUCCGCCCCCACAUCCUCUGCGGUGGUGACCCCCACUCUCAGGGAUGUUGCUCCACGCCAGCUGACUCCAAACCACAACAUCGCUGCCGCUGCCGUUGCCGAGGGUGACUCCUGCGAGUUCGGCUCGAACCACUACUUCCUGCUGUGCGGCCUGGGCGGCAUCAUCUCGUGCGGCUCCACACACACCAUGGUGGUGCCCCUGGAUUUGGUCAAGUGCCGCCUGCAGGUGGACCCGGCCAAGUACAAGAGCGUGUUCACCGGCUUCCGCAUCAGCUUGGCUGAGGAGGGCGUCCGCGGAUUGGCCAAGGGAUGGGCACCCACCUUCAUCGGCUACUCGAUGCAGGGUCUGUGCAAGUUCGGCCUGUACGAAGUCUUCAAGAAGGUGUACGGCGAUGCCAUCGGCGAGGAGAACGCAUUCCUCUACAGAACCGGACUCUAUUUGGCUGCAUCGGCCUCCGCCGAGUUCUUCGCCGACAUCGCCCUGGCGCCCAUGGAGGCGGCCAAGGUCAAGAUCCAGACCACGCCCGGAUUCGCCAAGACAUUGCGCGAGGCUCUGCCCAAGAUGACGGCCCAGGAGGGCGUGGCCGCCUUCUACAAGGGCCUGGUGCCAUUGUGGAUGCGCCAGAUCCCAUACACCAUGAUGAAGUUCGCCUGCUUCGAGCGGACGCUGGAGCUGCUCUACAAGUAUGUGGUGCCCAAGCCACGUGCCGAUUGCACCAAGGGUGAGCAGUUGGUGGUGACCUUCGCCGCCGGCUACAUUGCCGGCGUGUUCUGCGCCAUCGUCUCGCAUCCGGCGGACACAGUGGUGUCCAAGCUGAACCAGGCCAAGGGUGCCUCAGCCCUGGACGUGGCCAAGCAGCUGGGUUGGUCUGGAUUGUGGGGCGGUUUGGUGCCCAGGAUCGUGAUGAUCGGCACAUUGACCGCCGCCCAGUGGUUCAUCUACGAUGCCGUCAAGGUGUUCCUGCGCAUGCCACGCCCACCACCACCAGAAAUGCCCGAGUCCCUGAAGAAGAAGCUGGGCGUGACUGGCGAGCAGUAAACCAAAUAUAAGCUAACUGUUUUUAAAUUUAGAGCGAGCAGAAUGUUAAUCGAAUUAAACUUGAUUUGUAUAGAUAAACCACACAGUAAAUAAAAACCACACAAAAAUUAAA